Molecule: messenger RNA, 2351 nt
Organism: Drosophila subobscura
Lineage: Eukaryota; Metazoa; Arthropoda; Insecta; Diptera; Drosophilidae
Gene: Uba2
Product: SUMO-activating enzyme subunit 2
Exons: 4
Coding region: 115-2223 (702 amino acids)
Biological process (GO): protein sumoylation
Cellular component (GO): SUMO activating enzyme complex; cytoplasm
Molecular function (GO): SUMO activating enzyme activity
Source: RefSeq, a predicted model, not a curated record
CUUAGAAACUUUCCAACACUCUUGCCGGCAGCGUCACUUGCAAAUUUCGAAAAUUGCCAAUUUUCACGUUGAAAUAAGAUAUUUUGCAAACCGAGAAGCUUAAUUGCAUAGAAAAUGGCUGCCGCUAUCGAUGGUGUACUCCCAGGCACAUUGCAGGAGCUGGUGAAAAAGUCCAAGGUGCUGGUUGUGGGCGCCGGCGGCAUCGGCUGCGAGGUCCUCAAGAACCUUGUGCUCAGCGGCUUUCACGACAUUGAAAUUAUCGAUCUGGACACCAUUGACCUGAGCAACCUCAAUCGUCAAUUUCUAUUUCAUCGCGAACACGUCGGCAAGUCAAAGGCCCGUGUGGCACGGGAAAGUGCAUUGAGCUUCAAUCCGGAUGCAAAGAUUAUAGCGCACCAUGACAGCGUCACAGCCUCCCAGUAUGGCGUAAGCUUCUUCCAGAAGUUCGAUGUGAUCCUCAGCGCUCUGGACAAUCGUGCUGCUCGCAAUCAUGUGAAUCGCAUGUGCCUGAAUGCGGAGGUUCCUUUGAUCGAGAGUGGCACCUCGGGCUACAAUGGACAAGUGGAGCUGAUCAAGCGGGGUCUCACCCAGUGCUACGAGUGCACGCCCAAGGAGAAGCAGCGCACAUUUCCCGGCUGCACCAUCCGCAACACUCCCUCGGAGCCCAUCCACUGCAUUGUGUGGGCCAAGCAUCUCUUCAAUCAACUUUUUGGCGAAUCGGUGGACGAUGAAGACAUUUCGCCAGAUGCUGCCGAUCCGGAUGCCCAGGGGCCGCCACAAGAAGGAGACGCAGAUGCAGCUGUAGGUGGAGACGGUGACGGCGAUGCGAAGAAGCCAUCGGAGGCGGAGGAGGAGGACGCCACCAACGGCAAUGUUGUGCGCAUCAACACCCGCCAGUGGGCCAAGGACUGCGACUACGAUGCCGGGCAGCUCUUCAACAAGUUCUUCGAUGAGGACAUCAACUACUUGCUGAAAAUGUCCCAUCUCUGGACGUCGCGCAAGCCUCCAGUGCCCGUCUCCUGGGAUACGCUUGUGCCCGAGGGCACCACCGAUGUCCAGCCAGAGUUUGCACGGCAGCAUCACAAGGUGUGGACCGUGGAGGAGUGCGCCCAUGUCUUUGCCAAUGCGCUGAAGGAUCUGGCUGCAGCCUUCCUCAAGCAGGAGGCAGAGGGAGAGACGCUUGCCUGGGACAAGGAUGACCAGCCGGCCAUGGACUUUGUGGCCGCCUGCGCCAACGUGCGCUCCUACAUCUUCAACAUUGAGCGCAAGUCCAGAUUCGAAAUAAAGUCGAUGGCUGGGAACAUUAUACCCGCCAUUGCCACCACAAAUGCCAUCACUGCUGGCAUCUCUGUGCUGCGAGUCUUCAAUGUGCUGCAGGCCAAAUGGGAACAGUGCAAGGCUGUCUAUGCUCGCCUUCGGCCCAAUGCUCGCGGCCAGUUCCUCGUGCCAGACGCCUUAUUGGCAGGCCCCAAUCCCAAUUGCUAUGUCUGCGCCCUGGAUCCGGCCAUCACGCUGCGCAUUGACACGAAGCGUGUGCACAUGAAGGAGCUGCGCGACGAUGUGCUGAUCAAAACACUCAACAUGCUGCAUCCAGAUGUGAAUAUGAUGGGCACCGCCACUAUUCUGCUCUCCUCGGAGGAGGAUGAAACGACAGAGAACGACUCGAAGCUGCUGCACGAACUGAACGUUGUUGACGGCACAAUCCUCAGCUGUGACGACUUCCAUCAGAAUUACAAUCUGAGCAUAAUUAUCUCACACUUCAAUGCAGAGCGUGAUGAUCCGCUCUUCGAGGUGGUGGCCGAUGCCAAGCAGCUGCAGCCCACAAAGGAGCAGCCGAAGAAGGAAACAGCGGAGGAGGAAGCCGACAAGGCAAAGGAGGAACGAAAACGUUCAGCGAAUGGUGCAGAUGAUGGUCCCUCCACCUCGAAACGUAGUCGCCCCACCGAGAUAGAAGACGACGACGACGAUGACUGUCUGGUGAUCGAGGAGGAUAACGAUGAGGAUGUCAUGAUCGUGGCCACAGAUAACCUUUCCGUGGAGAGCACUCCCAAGACGGCCAUCAAGCGCAAGCCCAGCGAAGCUAUGGAAGAGGAGGAGGAUAUCACAGAGAUUCUGGAUUCGUCCGACGAGGAUGCAGCCGGCCCAACAAAAUGCAAGCGUUCCAAGAUCGAACCCUCCGACCUGAAAAUCGAUCCCCUAAUGGAAGUCAUCAAUAUUGAUUGAACAGUGCACAAUCAAUCGAAUAUUUCCGUUUAAGCAUAUACUCUAACAAGUUCCAUGGAAGAUAACUGUAUGAAAGGCAUUUUACCGAUUCUAUGAAUAACAAUUUUACUGCGAAUAACUUAAAGGCU